Molecule: messenger RNA, 1052 nt
Organism: Hydra vulgaris (swiftwater hydra)
Lineage: Eukaryota; Metazoa; Cnidaria; Hydrozoa; Anthoathecata; Hydridae
Product: 26S proteasome non-ATPase regulatory subunit 9
Biological process (GO): proteasome regulatory particle assembly
Cellular component (GO): cytoplasm; nucleus
Molecular function (GO): protein binding
Source: RefSeq, a predicted model, not a curated record
GACCAUCCAUAGAUUCUAAACUUGAACGUUGCUGGUCGACAACCAUAAUUUUGCGCUCUCAACGUGUGGCGGGAAUCCUGCUAUGAAACGAGAAGUGUUCGCACACCCCUAAAAAUCUAUGCUGAUAAUAAGCAUUUGCCAAUAAUAGCAUUAAUGGCUGGGUUAUCUAUUGAGCAACUUAUUGCUAAAAAAAAGGAUAUUGAAACUGAAAUACAAUUCAAUAGCAAUAUACUUUCUAAAAAUGGUGUUGGGAUGUCUGAAGACUUGAUUGAUUCUGAAGGAUUUCCUCGAGCAGAUUUAGAUGUAGGUCUAAUUCGCAAUGCUAGAGUCAAAAUAAUUUAUCUUCGAAAUGAUUUAAAAAACCUUAUGGAAGAAAUUGAGGAAAAACUUCAUGAAAUACACCAGAAUUACAGAAGCAAUAAAGAUUUAAUGGAGAAGGAAAUAAGUACUCCAAAGCUUCACCCAUUUUUGGUUGUCAAUAGAGUUGAUGAAGGUUCUCCAGCUGAAGUUGCUGGGCUCAAGUUGAAUGAUUUAAUUACGCAGUUUGGUUCCAUUACCAAGACAAAUUUUACAGGGCUUCAAGCAAUUGGAGCUCUUGUUGAAAAUAGUGAACAAAAAGAAAUAGUUGUCUGUAUUGAAAGAAAUAAUACACCAAUAAAGCUAAGUCUUAAACCAGCUGUUUGGAGUGGGAAAGGUUUACUUGGAUGUAACGUGCUACCAGUGAAAUAAAAGGUUUAGAUGUAACGUGCUACCAGUGAAAUAAAAGGUUUAGAUGUAACGUCCUACCAGUGAAAUAAAAGGUUUAGGGUGCUGCUAAAGUUUUAACGCAUCAACAAAUAAAAUGAGAAAAUAAUAAAAAGUGUGUGAAAGAAAAAAAAUGUUAAUGAACUGAGAGAAAGAAAUAAAAUUUUAUGUAAAAAAUAUUAUUUAUCUUUUAAUGAUUUUUUUUCUUUUAAUCUUAAUAAGUGCACUUUAAAGCAAUUUUUUUUUUUUCAUUUUCUGUUUGGUCAUUCUUUGUAUUAUGUUUAGUUACAAAUAUAUUAAUAUUUAAA